AUGGAGACCAAGAGCUCCAAAGAGCAGCGAGCUGCAGAGUCCGAGUCCUACUUGUCCCAGAGGGCAACGUGGGGGCCAACCACGAAUCUGACUCGGUCCUGCAGCCCCAGCCAGUCUACCUGGAAAUCUUCCUUGCUGUCCUUCGAGGGCUUUCACUGCAGCACUGGCGGGAGACCCCGCCGCGUCACGCCACUUGGGCUCACUCCGCUAGCAGAGCCGCAGCUGCUCGGUCUACGCCCCACCUCGCUCCGUACCCAAGACAUCUCGUUCUUGCUCACCAGCGUCUUCCGCAACCUAUACUCGGCUGAGGUGAUUGGCGAGGACGUGUGCACAAGCCUGAUCCAGGCCCGUGGAAGCCAGGAUGCGCGUCAUGAGCAGUUUGUGGACUCGCUGCAGCAGAUUCGAGAGUUGUACAAGCAGCGACUGGAUGAAGUUGAAAUGUUGGAGAGGCACAUCAUUCAGGCUCGCGCUCGUGCUAUGGCGGAGGAAGAGCGGACCAUGCAUGAGGCAGAAGCACAGACCCUUGAGGCCGUCAGUGUCAUCAAAUUGCCUCCAGUCAAGUCUAUCUUCAGAUGGUGUGUAGACAGUGAGUUGCUACAGAAACAUCAUUUGAUCUGCCCAGAAGAUUACUACAGUGAUACAGUGCCAUUUUGCUCUGCACCUAAAGGCAAUUUCCUCCCAGGAUGUCAAAGACUGACAUUUAGUUAUGAGAAACGUGCCAUCUCAAAUAAAGAGCUGGCCAUGAGGCUUGGCAUUUUAUGCAGAAAGAAGCUUGCUGAUACUGAGAAGUUAGACGUCAGUGUGGACAGUUUAACACAAGACUCAUCUCUUAAGGAUGAACACAGGACCAAGAAAACUGUCAAGAAAGCAAGUCCACCAAAAAAUAAAAACUGGAUGAACCACUUAAGUAUGCCACAGCGAGCACUGGAGCGACUUCUGCUUGCUCGAAUGGAGAGUCGGAGCCGCUUCUUAAAAAAUCCCCGUUUUUUUCCUCCUAACACUCGGUAUGGAGGCAGAUCUCUUCUUUUUCCUCCAAAGAGGCCAGAACGGAUAGGAAAAUUCCCAAGUGUGGUGACAGAACAGAGUUGUGCUGAUACCCCAGUGUUUCUAGCUAAGCCAUCAGUUGGAUUUUUCACAGAUUAUGAAAUUGGACCAGUUUAUGAGAUGGUAAUUGCUCUGCAGAACACCACUGCAACCAGCCGCUACCUGCGAGUCCUCCCACCUUCUACUCCUUACUUUGCUCUGGGCUUGGGGAUGUUCCCAGGAAAAGGUGGAAUGGUGGCUCCUGGAAUGACCUGCCAGUACACUAUCCAGUUCUUUCCUGACUGCCUUGGGGAUUUUGAUGAUUUUAUUUUAGUAGAAACCCAGUCAGCCGACGCUCUCCUGAUUCCUCUGCGGGCCCGGAGGCCACCUCCAGUGCUGACGUUGCCGCAAGUGUUGGACUGUGGUUAUUGCCUCAUUGGGGGAAUAAAGAUAACCAGAUUCAUCUGCAAAAAUGUGGGCUUCAGUGUCGGCAGGUUCUGCAUUAUGCCUAAAAAGAGCUGGCCACCGCCAAGUUUCAGGGCUGUGACAACUAAUAGCUUUGUUGAGCAACCACCCUUUGGAGUCCUUCCUUCAGUGUUUGAACUGGCCCCAGGGCAAGCCAUAUUAUUGGAGGUCUUAUUCCUCCCAAUGAGCCUAGAAAAGGCAGAGCAGGCCUUCGUCAUCGUGUGCGACAACUGCCAGACAAAGGAGCUGGUGACCGUAGGAAUAGGGCAGCUGGUUGCUUUGGAGCUGAUCUAUGUUUCUGGUGAAGAUAGUCAACCAGAGCCUGGAGAGCUCACAGACUUAACAGCCCAGCACUUCAUACGCUUUGAGCCUGAAAACCUUCGGUCUACUGCUAAGAAACAGUUGAUCAUUAGAAAUAUUACGCACGUGGAGCUGGCCUUCCAUUGGCAGAUCAUGAAGCCCAACCUGAAGCCCCUGAUGCCAGGAGAAGCCUACAGCAUGGACAGUAUCAAGUGCCACCCUGACUUGGAGACAGCCUUCUCCAUCAUGCCUGAAAAGGGGCUUCUUAAUCCCCACACGGACCAUGAGUUCAUCCUGAGCUUUUCUCCUCAUGAGCUAAGAGGUUUUCACAGUGUGCUCCAGAUGGUGCUAGAGCAAAUCCCGGAGCCUGCGAGUUCAGAAAUUCAGAACCUAGAGGAUGCCCCAUACUCCAUGGAUGAUGUGAUUGUCCUGGAAAUCGAGGUGAAAGGCUCAGCAGAACCUUUCCAGGUUCUCUUGGAGCCAUAUGCCCUCAUCAUCCCUGGAGAGAACUACAUUGGCAUAAACGUGAAGAAAGAUUUUAAGAUGUGGAACAACAGCAAGUCACCCAUCAGAUACAUGUGGGAGAAGAUUAGUGACUGCCACAUCAUUGAAGUGGAACCCUGCACAGGGAUCAUAGAGCCCAGUGAAGCCAGGGAUUUUGAGUUGAACUUUACUGGGGGUGUUCCAGGCAUAAUAAGCCAGGACCUGCUGUGUGAAAUCAAAGACUCACCUUCGCCAGUGGUGUUGCACAUUGAGGCGGCUUUUAAGGGACCUGUACUCGUCAUCAAUGUCUCAGCCCUUCAAUUUGGUUUGCUUCGCCUGAAGCAGAAAGUUACACACUCCAUCCAGAUCCAGAACAUCAGCCAGCUCCCAGCCACAUGGCACAUGAAAGAGAGCACAGUCUGCCUUGAAGAACGGCAUGAGAGUGAAUCUCUCUUCGACAUUGAGCCCUCGAGCGGCCGUCUUCACCCUCUAGGGGAGUGCAAUGUGAAUGUAACCUUCGAGGCCUUGCUCUGCCAGAGUCUGCAGACGAUCCUGGAGCUGGAGGUGGAAAACGGGAUCUGGAGCUACCUUCCUGUGUAUGCUGAGGUACAGAAGCCCCAUGUGUACCUGCAGAGCAGCCACAUGGAGGUCAGCAACCUCUACCUGGGUGUGCCCACAAAGGCAGCCAUCACACUCAUCAAUGGCACGCUUCUGCCCACCCGGUUCCAAUGGGGCAAGCUCUUGGGGCACCAAGCAGCCCUCUGCACAGUCAAAGUCUCCCCCAGACGUGGUAUGCUUGGUCCCAGUGAGGAGCGCCAGCUCAACUUAGAGUUGACUGCUCAUACCCCGGAAGAGCUGACCAAUCUGGUCCUCCUUUGUCAUGUGUCAGGCAUGGAGAAGCCACUGGUCCUGGGCAUAUCCGGGAAACCCCAGGGACUGCAAGUGGCCAUCGCCAUCUCUAUGGAGGGCUCUGAUACCAGCACAGAGCAGUGGCCAGGCCGCCUGGAGGAGCUCCACCUGGACUUUGGCUCAGCAGUGCCACUGAGGACCCGUGUGAACUGCCAGCUCAUCCUGACCAAUCAUUCCCCGAUACCGACCCCUUUCACUCUGAAUUUUGAGUACUUUGGGAGCCCGAAAAGCAGCCUGAGCAAAAAGGCCAGCCUCCGUGACAUGCCCCCUGCCUUGCUAAAAACAGCACGGAUUCAAGAGCACUUGGCCAAACGUGAGCAGCUGGAUUUUAUGGAGAACGUGUUGUCUCAUGGGAAAGGAGCUGCCUUUUUCCCCCAUGUUUCCCGAGGCAUGCUGGGAGCCUACAAAGAGCUAAGCAUUGGCAUCACAGGCUGUGCAAACAUGUGGGGCGAGUACUGGGACAACCUCAUCUGCAUGGUGGGAGACCUGCCUCCAGCAAUCAUCCCAGUGCACAUGGCUGUGGUGGGCUGCCCCAUCAGCUCCCUGAGGACCACCUACUACACCAUUGGCCAGUCCCACAAGGAACCUGUCAUCAGGUUCGGCACUCAGCUCUCUGGAGGGGACAAGGUCACCCGAGCCCUUCGCCUGAACAACUCCAGCCCCUGUGACAUCCGCCUGGACUGGAAGACCUAUGUUCCAGAAGACAGAGAAGAACGGCUGGUAGACCUGCUGGUGUUUUAUGGACCACCCUUCCCACUGCUUGACCAAGCUGGGAACGAGCUAAUGUGCCCUGAGAGCCCUGAGACUAGCUGCUUCUCCCAGUCCCCAUGUCCAUCAAAUGCUUCAGACUCUGGUCGUGAAGCUGCCCAAUCUAGCAGCCCUGGUGGCAGCAAGGGUGCACAGAAGAUCAUCUCAGUCAUCCUGCAGGAGCAUGAAGGGGUACCCUCUGACUGCUUGUACUCUGUCAGCCCAAAGCAGGUGGUGGUCCCUGCCGGGGGCAGUAGCACCAUCUACAUCUCCUUCACACCCAUGGUCCUCAGCCCUGACAUCCUGAACAAGGUGGAGUGUACUGGCUAUGCGCUGGGAUUCAUGAGCUUGGACAGUGAGGUGGAAAGGGAGAUUCCAGGGAGGAGGUGCCGCCUGCAGGACUUCGCUGUGGGACCCCUGAGACUGGACCUGCAUGGCUAUGUGAGGCCUGCACAGCUAAGUGUGGAGCUGGACUACGGUGGCGGCAUGGAAUUCCAGCACCAAGCCAGUGACCUCAUCCCCGAACAGCCCUAUGCUGGGGUACUGAGUGAACUGGUAACCACCCACCACUUGAAGCUGACCAACACUACAGAAAUCCCACACUACUUCCGGCUCCUGGUAUCAAAGCCCUUCUCCAUAUCUCAAGAUGGAGCUAACCUCAGAGCUGCUAACCCUGACUGGGAACAGGAGUAUGAGGAGGAGACAGCAGAAGAGGGCAAGCUGCUGGUGCUCCAACCACAGGAGAACAUACUGGUGAAUGUGUCCUUCUCACUAUCCUUGGAGCUGCUCUCCUAUCAGAAGCUCCCAGCUGACCAUAUGCUGCCUGGAGUGAAGAUUCAGCAGAGUGCAAGUGGAGAAAAAGAGAUGGUGUUUACUCAGAACCUACUCCUGGAGUACACCAAUCAAACCACUCAGGUGGUACCCCUGUGGGCCGUUGUAGCUGUGCCUGAGCUACAGCUCUCCACCAGCUGGUUGGACUUUGGGACUUGCUUUGUGAACCAGACCCAAGUCCAAGAGGUCUACCUGAUGAACCUGAGCAGAUGCAGGAGUUACUGGACCGUGCUGAUGGGCCAGCAGGAGCCAGCCGAAGGCACUGUGGCCUUCAGGGUUUCCCCAAGCAGUGGGCUACUGGAAGCACGGCCAAUCAACGCACCCCCACCCUCUGUCACCCUGCAGGUUAUCUUCACUGCCAGGAGCUGUGAGCUGUACAAGUCCACGCUGGUAGUGGAAGGUGUGCUUGGCGAGAAGGCCUGCAAGCUGCGGCUCCGGGGCCGAGGCUCUUAUGAUGAGAAAUAUGUGACCUUCUGCCAGCUCUGA
Orycteropus afer afer is the source of this 5244-nucleotide messenger RNA. It is a transcript of the gene DLEC1, whose product is annotated as DLEC1 cilia and flagella associated protein. Gene Ontology annotation, biological process: negative regulation of cell population proliferation. The coding region runs from base 1 to 5244 and encodes 1747 amino acids. The record is from RefSeq and is a predicted model, not a curated record. NCBI's taxonomy places the organism in Eukaryota, Metazoa, Chordata, Mammalia, Tubulidentata, Orycteropodidae. The transcript is spliced from 37 exons.